UUUCUGCCCUCUCUCUGCCCAGACAAUCUCAAAAUCAAACCUGAAACACUCCGAUCACCAGAAAUUCAACGCAACCUACUUUAUAAUUCUGAGAUCGCAUUCUCCUGCUUCUCCCUCCACCAAUGUCAUAUUUUGAGUAUCUCGCCGGGGCUGUCAUGACUUUCUUUCUACUCUUGAAUGCCGUCAAAGCCGACCUUGCAGCAGACAAAGCUGUCCUCCUAGCUCUCCGUACCGCCGUCAGAGGCCGGACACUUCUCUGGAACACUACAGAAUCAUCCCCAUGCAAAUGGGUUGGAGUGCAAUGUAGAAAUAAUAGAAUAUCGGAACUGAGGUUACCUGGUAUGGGUCUGACCGGUAAUUUACCGGAUAAUACAAUCGGAAACUUAACUCAGUUAGUCACAUUGAGUCUCCGGUUCAAUGCAUUAUCCGGAUCACUCCCUUUGGAUCUUUGGUCUUUAACUAAUCUUCGAAAUCUUUAUCUUCAGUCCAAUGAAUUUUCCGGUCCAAUACCUUCAUUUCUUUUUUCUUUGAAGAAUUUAGUUCGGCUUAGUUUGGCUUCGAAUAAUUUUUCGGGGCCUAUUUCAAGUGAUUUUAGUAAGUUGAACCGAUUAGGUACUUUGUACCUGGAGAAAAAUCAGCUUAUUGGUGAAAUUCCAAAUCUAGAUUUUCCGGGAUUAGUUCAAUUUAAUGUUUCUGAUAAUCUGCUGGUCGGUAAUAUACCUGAGAAGUUGUCGAGUAUGCCGGAGAGUGCGUUUGUUGGGAAUGCUUUAUGUGGACGGCCCCUUAAGUCUUGUAAUGGGAAUGGUACAAAAAAUAAGUUUAGAUUUUCUGUAGGCAUGAUUGCUGGAAUAAUCGCUGGAUCUGUUGUUGUGGUUUUGGCUAUUUUGGUGGUUUUGUUUUUGGUUUGUCGUACAAGGCGUGGUAUAAAAGAGGAAGUGAGGGUUUAUAGGUCAAGUAAAGAAACUGAAGUGGCUAAGAUUAAUAAAGAGAAGAAUGCCGAGGAUGAAGAUAAUUUGAGUAGUACUUAUCCAGGAUUGAAUGAAAAAGUAGGGAGUGCAUCGGGGAAGAAAUUGGUGUAUUUUGGUAAAACGGAGAAGGGUUUUGAUUUGGAAGAUCUUCUGAGAGCUUCUGCUGAGGUGUUGGGGAAGGGGACAUUCGGGACAGCGUAUAAGGCCAUUUUUGAUACGGGAAUGGUGGUGGCUGUGAAGAGAUUAAAAGAGGUGGCGGUGCCUGAGAAAGUAUAUAGGGAGAAGAUUGAGGCUGUCGGUAAUAUGAAUCAUGAGAAUCUGGUGCCUUUGAGGGCAUACUACUAUAGUGUUGGGGAGAAUCUACUUGUUUAUGAUUACAUGCCAAUGGGGAGUUUAUCUGCACUUUUGCACGGAAACAGAGGUGCUGGCAGAACUCCCUUGAACUGGAAAACACGAACAGCAAUUGCUCUUGGUGCUGCCCGUGGUAUUUCAUACAUUCACUCACAAGGGUCAACUUUUUCCCAUGGAAACAUUAAAUCAUCAAAUAUCCUCCUCACUACGUCAUAUCAGGCUUGCUUGUCUGACAUUGGCCUUGCUCAACUGGUUGGGCCCAACACCAGUCCCAACCGUCUUGAUGGCUAUCGAGCACCAGAGGUAACUGAUGCUCGCAAAGUCUCUCAGAAAGGAGAUGUCUACAGUUUUGGUGUGCUACUAUUGGAGCUACUAACAGGCAAGGCUCCUACUCAUACCUUCUUAAAUGAAGAGGGUGUAGAUCUGCCACGGUGGGUACAAUCUAUUGUCAAGGAAGAGUGGACAGCUGAGGUUUUUGAUGUUGAGAUCCUUAAGUAUGAACAUGCCGAGGAGGAUAUGGUUCAGCUUCUGCAGCUUGCUAUCUCUUGUUCUGCUCAAUAUCCUGAUAAACGUCCCCCAAUGACUGAGAUAACACAGAAAAUUGAGGAGCUUCAUGUCUCCAGUGUAUAACAAGAGCCUGGAAAUGACAUAAUCAAAAUGAGUUCGAGUGCACCACCACCUUCUGUUGCAGUCUACCGGAGAUUGAUCAAUUAUGAGAUUUCUGCAUAUAUAUGAUUUCAGUUAAAGAUUAUUUUGUUUUUCUUCAAGCUGUUCGCUUAAAGCCAGAGUCCUCUGUGCAUUUUUGUUUCUCUUAUCUGCCCAUUGUUAUCCUUUCAGAAAUAUUGUAUUUUACCAAGUGAUUUUGAGUGUACCAUUGUACAGAGAGGCCAAAUGUUAUUCGUUGAA
Messenger RNA from Daucus carota subsp. sativus, 2225 nucleotides. RefSeq names its product probable inactive receptor kinase At1g48480. Gene Ontology annotation, molecular function: protein kinase activity; protein binding; ATP binding. Lineage: Eukaryota; Viridiplantae; Streptophyta; Magnoliopsida; Apiales; Apiaceae. The record is from RefSeq and is a predicted model, not a curated record. The coding region runs from base 123 to 1949 and encodes 608 amino acids. The transcript has 2 exons. Gene Ontology annotation, biological process: protein phosphorylation.